This is a messenger RNA of Dentiscutata erythropus, 297 nucleotides long. Lineage: Eukaryota; Fungi; Glomeromycota; Glomeromycetes; Diversisporales; Gigasporaceae. The record is from the annotation of a GenBank genome assembly.
AUGGAGUACUUUACGACCAAAAAAACGUCUAAAUGGUCGCUUAUUGGUUACUUAAAAUGGAGAGACGAAAAUCAAUUACCUUCAGAAAAAUCAAAAGAACAUAGUGCGUUUAAGGCGUUUCUUAAAAAAUUAUCGAAUGAUGAAAAUGGAAAAAAAGCAAAAAAGGCGAAGGAUUUACUUAAUAAUUGGAAACAAAUUAAGAAUUCUGCAGAAAUUAAAAAUUUCUGGAUUAAUAAAGAUAUCCAGCGGACAAAAAUGCAAAAUGAGCUAAAAACUUUACAGAUUGAAACUGAAGAU